Messenger RNA from Dendroctonus ponderosae (mountain pine beetle), 2152 nucleotides. RefSeq names its product nose resistant to fluoxetine protein 6. The transcript has 14 exons. The coding region runs from base 283 to 2022 and encodes 579 amino acids. Lineage: Eukaryota; Metazoa; Arthropoda; Insecta; Coleoptera; Curculionidae. Gene Ontology annotation, molecular function: acyltransferase activity, transferring groups other than amino-acyl groups. The record is from RefSeq and is a predicted model, not a curated record.
GGUGCGGAUAAAGGUGAUGGUGGCAGAGGAGCAGCGGAAGAGGCCCCGAACGGACGACGGACAUUCCAUCUACUAGACCUCGCAAAUGCCCAGCUGGACUUGCCUGAAGGUCUUCAGGAUAUUCUAAAUGGUGACUACGUCAACCUAAACCUCCCAGUCUUGUUGGGCCAGCUCAACCUCAACCAGAUUUGCCAGCAGAUUAAAGACAAUGAGAUUCAACGUGAAGACAUCUGCUUCUAUCAGUUGAAUGUUGUUUGUCAGGAUGAGGCCUUUAGAGCCAGAAUGGGGGACGCCAGCUCCAAGUUCCCCUAUUCCGGGAUGCUCUACAGGUCCAGGCUGGAUUUGGGGACUUUCGAUGAGUGCGUGGAGCUGGAUGUUACUAGAGAAGGCAUAAGGGUGCUUGGGAAGCACUGCGUUGCUGGCCUGGUCAUCCCUACCAAGCCCUUGGGAUCACCUGAUCUGCUAGAAGGCGCUCAUCGCCUCUCCACCUGUCUGCCCGACAAGUGCUCCGCCCAGUAUCUCCUGGAGCUGGCCAACCUCAGCUUCGUCUACCCGCUGUUUAAUGACUUCAGCUGCUCAACCAGCGAGACUGGCUCUGAGUUCACUUGGGACGACUAUGUGGUCAUCCUGUUCUUUGCCUUGGUGGUCUUGGUGUUGCUUGGCGCCACUGCCUACGACUGGUACGCCGUAGGGAAACGCCAUGUUCUAGUGCAGGCCUUUUCAAUGCUUCACAAUGGGCGCAAGCUACUGCAAAUAUCACGCGGAUCUAGUGACCAAGUGUUGGUAAUUCAUGGCUUGCGCGUGAUCAGCAUGAUGUGGAUCGUGGCUGGCCAUUCAUUCGUCUCAAAGGAGGAUAAAGUUGAUAAUGUCGAAGCCACUCUCAGAUUUCAAUUCAGCCGCAAAAGCUUCUACAUCACCACCGCCUACCUGGCCGUAGACACUUUCUUCUUCCUAUCCGGGUUUAUGUUGCCCUAUCAGUACCUAAAGGCCAAGCCGCAGCCUUUAAAGGAGCACGUCAAGCGCGUCCCAGCCCUCAUCCUCCACAGAUACGUCAGGUUGACCCCAGUGGCCUUCGUGGCCUUCAUCACCUUCACCUCAGUGUUCAAGCACUUGGGGAACGGGCCGCUCUUCCACCUGGCCCUCAAGCAGGAGCGCGACUAUUGUCUCGACUAUUGGUGGUCCUACUUUACUUAUCUGCAGAAUUAUGUCAACCAUCAGGAUGUGUGCUUGGUUCACACGUGGUAUAUCUCAGCCGACUGGCAGAUGUUUCUGAUCUCGCCCCUCAUUCUGAUCCCUGUCGCUUUGGCAGUGCGGCGCCAUUUCAAAGCGGUCAUGGUGGGCUUGGGGGUGGUCAAUGUGCUGGUCGCUGCCGUUCCGAUAGCUCUCAAAUUUACCUUUGAGGACUACGACAACGCUUUCGAGACCCAUUCGAGGCUGACAGGGUACUUCAUCGGCUUCGGCUUGGGGGUGUUCAUGAGGGAGCGAAGCGACCAGAAGCUUCGCUGCAGCAAAUUGACCAACGCGGCGCUCUGGGCUGUGGCGCUGCUGCUGUUGGCUGCAGCCACUGCAGCGUACAAAGAACUUCAACUCAUGAUACACUCUGAGCAGGAUCAGAGCUACAGCACGUGGGUUAUAGUGCUGAGAAGCGGUUGGUGUCUGGGGCUCUGCUGGGUGGUUUACGCGUGUCACAACGGGCGCGGCGGCGCUAUCAACUGGUUGCUGACCACGCCGCUGGUGCAGGUGCUCAGCAAGCUGACCUACUGCAUGUACUUCACGCAUUUGAGCUUCGUUUUGUACUUCAACGCCACCACGCGCUCACUGAAGUUGUUCAGCCAGUUCGGGGAGAUCUGGGAUGCCAUCAGCGUCUACAUGAUGACGAUGGUGUUAUCGGUGUUCGCCACCAUGGCCUUUGAAUCGCCCAUCAUUGUCCUGGAAAAGCACUUGUUAAGCGGACGAGGUUUGCUGCAGGCGAAGCGCACACACGGUUUUAAUGGCCCGGACAUCACGAAUGUGCCACAGUAAACAGUUUCUCUACGGGUUAACAACGUUUUUCCCCAGAAAACUGGGAAACCCAUGAGAGCCAGACAUUCUUGUAAUCAAUGGAUGAAAUGAUGUUAUGAACCUAAUAAAGUUGUCGUUUUUAAAAAAGUUA